CUGUAGCCACAGGGAUUUAGGUUGUGUUCCGAAAUGCUGCUUUGAUAUUUCGGGCUGCUUGCUAAGUUAAUUUUGUGGAGAGAUGAAUCCCUUCAAUGAUUUGAGCGAGCGCGGCAAAUCUACACAAUACUUCUUGGGAUUUGUACAUAUUCCAGCCGUAAUUUUUUCCUAAUGUGAAAGUAGGAAGCAAAAUAAAAGGAGCCGUCAACUUCGGCUGCUUAACCUCUACUUGCUUUCUUCAAGACAAUGCAGUGGUCUCCUACAUCUUCUUUGCAAGAGAGAUCUGUAUGUCUUGGAACGGCACCUUCCACUAGAGAUGAUGGUACAGUACCCACAUGAACCUGGGCUUAUGUGGAUUCCAAAAGGCAUGCAAGGGAGUCGGUAUAAAUAACAAGGGGCAUACUUUGGUAUUCUUCAGCCAAGUCUAGGAUCCCGCUCAUUGCUGGGCAUUCAGCUAUAAAGGCAGAUGCAUGAGCAUUGAGCAAAAUGUGCGUCAUUGACUAUUGGGCAGAACCAUGCUGCUCUUGUGGAAACUCAGUCUUGCAAGUUGGAGCUAUCUGUAUAAAUUGUGUCGAGAACUGGCUGCAGAGAAAGCCUAUAGUGCAACUUAAGCCAGCAAUCAACAUUACCCACCAACACUGGCUUAAGAGGCCAAAUUUGCUUAAUCACAGUAGUCAGCAGGCAGAUCCCAAUUCCAAGGUUUAAGGCUGUAAAUGCUAUUGAGCACAUACAACUUCCUGGAGAAGAUGUUUAACCAGUUCUUCAUCUUCGGAAGAACCAAAAAAGCCAAAAGUUGUAACAGAAGUACCGGGACCGCAAUCACGUAAUUUGUUCCAAGAACUAAAUGCAUUGCAAAGAUGAAAUGGGUUAUGUUAAAAUCUGUGACUGCAGCAAGCCUCUUCCGUACAAUUCUUCGCAGACUAUGAGAAAUCAGCAGGUAACUAUAUAGUGGAUGUUGAUGGAAAUGCUCUACUCGAUGUUUACAUGCAAAUUUCAUCAAUGCCUUUGGGUUACAAUCAUCCAGCUAUGUUAAAAGCUCUCACAGAUCCAGUUAAUCAGAGAAUUAUAGCAAAUAGGCCAGCAUUGGGUGUUUUUCCUGGAAAGGACUGGCCAAAUAGGCUAAAAAAGAUUAUGCUACAUAAAGAGGUUGCACCUCCAGGAAUGUCUCACAUCACAACUAUGAUGUGUGGCUCUUGUUCCAAUGAAAAUGCGUUUAAAAACAUUUUCAUUUGGUACGCUGACAAACAGAGAAAAGGCGCUCCAUUUACAGAACAAGAAGUAGCAACCUGUAUGAUGAAUCAAGUUCCUGGUGCUCCAAAAUUUUCGAUACUUUCAUUCAAAGGCGCAUUUCAUGGAAGAACAUUAGGAUCUCUUUCAGUAACGCAUAGUAAAUAUAUUCAUAAAAUAGACAUUCCAGCUUUUGAUUGGCCCAUUGCUUCAUUUCCUGACUAUAAAUAUCCAUUAAAUGAGAAUGUUCGAGAGAAUCAGCAAGAAGAUGAACGAUGUUUAGCUGAGGUCGAGGAAUUGUUUGAAAAGUAUAAUAAUGAAAAGAAAAUUCCUGUGGCUGGUGUAAUAAUUGAACCAAUUCAAUCAGAAGGAGGUGAUAAUCAUGCAUCCCCAGAAUUUUUCCAAAAAUUACAACGCAUAACAAAAAAGCAUGGUGCAGCAUUGUUUAUAGAUGAAGUACAAACAGGUGGAGGUCCAACAGGAAAAAUGUGGUGCCAUGAACAUUUUAAUUUAGAAUCUCCUCCGGAUGUAGUAACAUUUAGCAAAAAAAUGCAAUUGGGUGGCUAUUAUCACGUUGAAUCUUUAAAACCUAAGCAGCCAUUCCGUGUUUUCAAUACCUGGAUGGGAGAUCCUAGUAAAAUGGUAUUACUUGAAGCGGUUUUGGAUACAAUAAGAAAAGAUAAUUUAUUAGAUAGAGUUAAUGAUGUUGGUAAUUACACAAUGAAACAUUUAAUGAAUAUACAAAACGAGUUUUCGAGUGUGAUGAACUCUGUCCGAGGACGUGGAACGUUCAUUGCAUUUAACUUGACUUCACCUGAACUGCGAGACGCAGUAAUCAAGAAAUUAUUAAACAAAGGUAUCCAAACAGGUGGUUGUGGGAACACAGCUAUAAGAUUAAGGCCUGCCCUAACAUUUACACAAUCUCAUGCAGAUAUAUUUUUGGAUGCUCUUCGUUCUGUUUUAAAAACAUAAUUUUUUAAUAACUGCAUUUAAAACUACAUUUCACGUGGCUUCCAAAAUCAAGUCUUCCAAUAAAAGAGAUUAUACGUAUUAUUUUAAUAUACUUAUAUAUACGGUUAAUAAUAUAUACAAUUUAUAUUAUUAACCGGUAUAUUAUUUUUUAUAGCGAUUUUGUCAUACAAAUAGAAUAAACAAUAAUUGUUAUAUAAGUAUUAUUUAUAUUUAUGUAAAAAACUUUACAAUAUCUUAUAGUAUUACUUAGUAUCACUUUUAGGAUAUUGUAUUCUAAUGUUUUAUCAAACUGGUUGGAUUUGCAUAUAAAUCCUAUUUUGUUUGUUCUUUAAUGUACAAUACAUAUUAUCAUGGUUACACGAAAAAUGUAAAAUCAAUUUGUCUUCCAAAAGAAUGAUUAAAAAGAGACAUUUAAUGCAUUUGCCAGUUUUUAUAUUUCCCUUUCAUCAGACUGCGUAUA
This is a messenger RNA of Megachile rotundata (alfalfa leafcutting bee), 2659 nucleotides long. It is a transcript of the gene Gabat, whose product is annotated as 4-aminobutyrate aminotransferase. Gene Ontology annotation, biological process: GABA catabolic process. NCBI's taxonomy places the organism in Eukaryota, Metazoa, Arthropoda, Insecta, Hymenoptera, Megachilidae. Gene Ontology annotation, molecular function: pyridoxal phosphate binding; 4-aminobutyrate:2-oxoglutarate transaminase activity. The record is from RefSeq and is a predicted model, not a curated record. Gene Ontology annotation, cellular component: mitochondrion.